AUGGUGGUGUUGGGCUAUAUCGGGAAUAAGACCCGUAGAUUCUAUACAUAUGUGAGCAAUAGGGUUGCACAAAUCCAUGAAUUCUCUGAGCCUGAACAGUGGCAAUACAUUUCUACUGAAUAUAAUCCUGCAGAUUCAGCCACUAGGGCAUCUUCUGAGAAUAUCCAUACAGUGCUAGAGAAAUGGCAUAGUGGGCCGAAUUACCUUAUUGGAGAACAAAAAGAAAGAGAUGUGAAAGAGUUUCCUCUUCAGUGUCCUGAGGAAGAUUCAGAGGUUCGCCCAGAAGUUGUAGUAAAGGCGACAAAUGUAAAGAGUUCCAUGGAUCCAGUUGCUAAAGCCUGUGAGCGCUUCUCAUCUUGGAAGAAAUUGGUGUUAGCGUUUAGCUUGCUCAUUCAUAUUGCCAGGACGUUCUCAAAACGCAAUGACUGUAAGUGUUCUGGAUGGCAUGUGUGUGAGAAGAGAUCCUCUCCUGCUGUUCGAAUAGAUGCAGAGCAAUUUAUACUGUCUGAACUCCAGAAACGGCAUUAUGCUGAAGAAAUUUGUGCAUUGAAGGCCGGCAAGCCCAUUCCCAAGAAAAGCGCAAUAAUUUCCUUAUCCCCUUAUUUAGAUGAAAAUGGGAUACUCAGAGUCGGUGGCCGCCUUCGAAAGCUACGGAAAAGCCAGGGAAUUAAAGUUGUUAACCCUUUGAUCGUCCCAAAAGGUCAUGUAGCAACACUGUUAGUUCGACAUCAUCAUGAAAGGGUCCAACACCAGGGCCGACACCUCACGGAAGGGGCUGUCCGCAAUGCAGGUUUGUGGAUAAUCGGUGGCAAGCGUUUAAUUGGCAGUGUUUUACAUCACUGUGUAACUUGCCGAAAGCUUCGUGGAAAGACCGCUGAACAGAAAAUGGCCGAUUUGCCACAAGAUCGUCUUACUUCCUCACCGCCCUUCACACACGUUGGAGUGGAUGUGUUUGGCCCUUGGACCGUGGUGACAAGACGUACCAGAGGAGGUAGUGCAAAUUCAAAACGCUGGGCUGUGCUUUUCACAUGUUUGUAUAGUAGAGCUGUCCAUAUUGAGCUACUAGAGGAGAUGUCUACGUCCUGUUUCAUAAAUGCAAUGCGCAGAUUUAUUGCAAUUCGCGGAAAAGUGUCAGAAUUUCGGUCGGAUCGUGGCACAAACUUUAUAGGAGCAGCCUCCGAGCUUGGUAUGAAAACGGUCUGUGUAGAAGAUGACCAAUUUCAGACCUACUUACAAGACAAUGAAAUAAUUUGGCGUUUCAAUCCGCCUUAUGCCUCCCAUUUUGGUGGCGUUUGGGAAAGAAUGAUCGGGAUUGCUCGUCACAUUCUAGAUGCAAUGCUAAUAGACUUCAAACAAGAAAAACUUACUCAUGAAGUUUACUCAACCUUAAUGGCAGAGGUUACCGCUAUCAUGAACUCCAGGCCUCUUGUCCCAGUUUCUACAGAUGUUGAAGAACCAUUUGUCCUAUCACCGGGAAUGCUACUUACACAGAAAUCUCCCGAGAUAGUUUGCAGUUUCCGCGACAUAGGUGUGAAAGAUAUGUACCACUCUCAGUGGAAGACAGUGCAGUUUCUGGCAAAUAUUUUCUGGAAACGUUGGAAGGGUGAUUUUCUGUCAUCUCUACAGACGAGGAAGAAGUGGGCGUCGCCUUGUGAAAACAUCAAAGCUGAUGAUGUAGUUCUAUUACGCGAUCGAGAUUGUGCGCGCAAUGAAUGGCCUAUGGGUCUUGUGACAAAGGCAUUUCCUAGUGACGACGGACUUGUUAGAAAGCUGCAAAUCAGGGUUAUGAAGAAUGGAAAGCAAUGCCUUUAUGUGAGACCAAUUAAAGAAGUUGUUCUGCUUGUGUCGUCGUAG
This is a messenger RNA of Mya arenaria, 1854 nucleotides long. RefSeq lists its product as uncharacterized. Gene Ontology annotation, biological process: DNA integration. The coding region runs from base 1 to 1854 and encodes 617 amino acids. Gene Ontology annotation, molecular function: nucleic acid binding. The record is from RefSeq and is a predicted model, not a curated record. NCBI's taxonomy places the organism in Eukaryota, Metazoa, Mollusca, Bivalvia, Myida, Myidae. The transcript has a single exon.